UCUUCCUUCUUUGAAAUCUUUGGAACGGGCAACACUCUUUUUCAGUGCCAUUCUUAGACCCUCAGUGAAGAUGGAGUUCAAGAUCUCCCACAGUGGAGGAAGAAGCUGCUCUUCCCUGUGGUGCUAAAAGGAGUUAAUCUAAAAGAGGCUUCCCAGCAUGUUCAUGCAACGGCAUGUUGGUGAUAAAGAGGCUGCUGAUCUGGUGUGGUCAAAGUUUGGCUCCCUACUAGUAAGCUGCCUUACAAGCACUGAAGAGAAAAAAGAGAUACGAGAAACAGUUGAAUCAAAUUGAUGGGACACUUUCGACCAUUGAGUUCCAGAGAGAGGCAUUGGAAAAUUCCCACACCAACACAGAAGUGCUAAAGAAUAUGGGUUAUGCUGCACAAGCUAUGAAAAAAGUACAUGAAAAUAUGGACUUGAACAAAAUUGAUGAUUUGAUGCAAGAUAUCACUGAACAGCAAGAUGUUGCCCAGGAAAUUUCGGACGCUAUCUCAAACCGAGCCGCCUUUGGUGAUGAGUUUGAUGAGGAUGAGUUGAUGGCAGAAUUAGAAGAACUGGAGCAAGAAGAAUUGAACAAGGGAAUGAGAGAUGUCAGGUUGCCAAGUGUUCCGUCCACAUCGCUGCCUUCUCGCCCUGCAUCGACCAGGAAAAGAGCAGAGGAUGAAGAUGAAAUGAAGCAGCUGGCUGCCUGGGCUUCAUAAGAGCAUGGUCUUUUUAUAACACUGAACAUUAGAGCUGUAAUGCUGUUUUAUAACCGUACCGAUUUAGUGUGGUUGCAUUUCACACAGGCUGGGUUUUUUUAUGGCCAAUCUUGCUAAGAAGUAGUGUUGCUUCCAUAUUACAAAAGUAAUUUAAAAACGAACAAACAAAAAAAUGCAAUAGUUGCCAAAACCUCCAAGCAUCAAAGGUUUUUUUUUUUCAGCCUUGGCGAGAGAUUUGUUUUGUUAUUAGUAUCAGUUUUUAUUAGGUAAUGUCUUACUAUAUCUUGCUGGUUUGUAAAACCUGUGUGCCUCACUUAUACACACAGCUGGAUUCAUUGUUGAAAUGAAAAAGUUCAAUAAGUCAUCAAGGCCCUAUCCUGGAGGGUUAUUUGGUUCAGACUAUUUGAAUGUUAGCAAAACAGCUUUAUACAUGUCCUGACUUGCAAGUUCCUUUGAGGCCAACAGCUAAUAGCCAUUCAUUUGGGCAUGGAGAUUUAAAGAGUCUGCCUGGAGCAACUUCUGGUGUCCUAGAUAUUAAGAGGAGACUCUUCUGUAGAUUUUUUUGAAGUGGGAUAGGUUUUCUGUUUUGUUUUACUUUGGCCAGAAUAUCCCAUGCAUUCCUAUAGGUCAACUUGAAUCAUAUUUUGAACUAUUUCCAACUCAGUUAAAGAACAGUUUUACACUGAUUGGGGAAAAUGAAAUGUCCAAGUUCUUACAGAUGCCUGCCAAACAAAACUGAUUUCCGUUAACCCUGUAAAAAAUCCAGAAGAGAUUUGACCUUCCUGUGUUCUUCUCCUCCACUGUGUCUUCUAGGGUGAGUCUUUACUUUGUAUGAUGAUACCCAUCCUCAAAGGAAUUAGUAACGCAUUUUUUUAAUUAUACAAUUUCAAAAAAAUUUUAAUUUCUGAGCAUUCAGUUCUUUUCUCUCAUUCAGUUUCUGAAUGGAAAUAAUACCACCAUGUUGUAUUUGAAAUGCCUUUCUAACCCUGGUUAAAAGCUGAUUCUGAAUUACUUGUAAAGUUGACGUGUUAUUGUCCAACUGACAGUUUUUUAGCUUAAGGAACAAAUGCCAUUCUGAGUGCUGAAGUACUACGUAUAUAGAGAAAUCACUGUUCAAAUACAAAACAAAAAUUAAAUAGGCUGCUUUGUACUAAUAAAUUUUAUUAAAUAAGAC
Aptenodytes forsteri (emperor penguin) is the source of this 1875-nucleotide messenger RNA. RefSeq names its product charged multivesicular body protein 4C (gene CHMP4C). Bases 369 to 701 code for a protein of 110 amino acids. Gene Ontology annotation, cellular component: ESCRT III complex; cytoplasmic side of plasma membrane; multivesicular body. The record is from RefSeq and is a predicted model, not a curated record. Lineage: Eukaryota; Metazoa; Chordata; Aves; Sphenisciformes; Spheniscidae. Gene Ontology annotation, biological process: vesicle budding from membrane; late endosome to vacuole transport via multivesicular body sorting pathway. The transcript is spliced from 6 exons.